UAGGUUUUUUUAGCGCCAUCUCUUUGAGCUUCUUCUCGUUCGUGGAGGGAGGGAGGCGGAGUUCAUCAACCCUAGCCAAGCUCUCUCAUCGAUUCUCGAAUUCCAUCCAUCGGUGUCGUCUAUGGAUAAGUUCAAGCUUGGCCUCCGCUCUCUUGCGCAAGAAUCAAGCUCGGAGAGCGGCGCCGUUGAUGGUUCUGGAGCUUCCGAUCAAGCCCUAGUUCUAAUGCAGAGGGCUCCCAGGGGAAUGGUUUCUAUAUGGACAUGCUCUAAGGUUUGUGCUUUCACCUUUGUUGCUGGUGUGGUGGUUGGGUUCAUGCUAGAGAGACGUUUUAAACGAUGGCUCAGAAAGCUUCUGAAAUGAUUGAAGGAUUAUCUGAGGUAAAUCAGUUUCUAACCUCAAGAUCGGUUCAUGUUGAGCAGCUUGUCAAACUGUUGUUUAUAACCUCAGAUUUAGCUUCAUCUCUUAUGCGCAGCUGCAUAGCUUUUCUUUUACCCAUUUUUGGGCCUUGAAUCUGUUUGAUUACCGGGGCUAUUUGGCUCACAUGAAUUUCAUCAAGUAAAAUUCAUAUUGUGUGAUAUAUAGCCCCCAAUCUUGACUCGCUCAUCAGGAAUUUUACUUUCUAGAUUUAUAGUUUAACAAAUACACAACUUCGAAUCGUUUAAUAGAAAUGUCAAAGUAGUUUUUUUCAUGUGAAAUGAACCUGUGAUUCAAUUGUUAUUCUAAUGCAAAUGUCACAAUGCAAAGAGUAGUCCUUCAAGAUAACACUACAUCUUUUAUUCAUGGAUAGUGAUGUGUAUAGAA
Dioscorea cayenensis subsp. rotundata (Guinea yam) is the source of this 802-nucleotide messenger RNA. RefSeq lists its product as uncharacterized. The coding region runs from base 122 to 361 and encodes 79 amino acids. The record is from RefSeq and is a predicted model, not a curated record. The transcript is spliced from 2 exons. Lineage: Eukaryota; Viridiplantae; Streptophyta; Magnoliopsida; Dioscoreales; Dioscoreaceae.